Messenger RNA from Phalacrocorax carbo (great cormorant), 4045 nucleotides. The record is from RefSeq and is a predicted model, not a curated record. Lineage: Eukaryota; Metazoa; Chordata; Aves; Suliformes; Phalacrocoracidae.
GCCCCGCCUCCCCCGGAGGACCCCCGUCGCGCCCCUGCCCUCAGGGGGUCCCAGGCGUGGGGCCGCCCCGGGGCGGGCGCGGGGCAGGAUGCGCCCCCCGUCCCCGUCCCCCGAGCGCCGGCGGGUGCCGGCGCCGGUGCUGCUGGCGGCGCUGCUGGCGGCGGCGCCGGGGGUCUCGGCCUACGGCUUCCGCAACUGCAUCCAGGCGCCCUGGGACCCCGGGCUCUUCCGCUGCGUCCAGCGCUUCCUGGAGGCGGCGGCCGAGGCGGUGGACGACCUGCCGCCGGCCGCCACCGCCCUCAACCUCUCGCACAACGCCCUGGUCCGCCUGCCGCCCCGCGCCUUCGCCCGCCUGCCCCUCCUGCGGACCCUCGACCUCUCGCACAACCGCCUGGCCGCCAUCGCCCCCCGCGCCUUCGCCGGGCUGGGGGCGCUGGGCGCCCUCGACCUGUCCCACAACCGCCUGGCCGGGCUGGCCGAGGGCGCCUUCCUGGGCUUGGCCAACCUGACGCGGCUGCGGCUGGACCGCAACCCGCUGUCGGCGCUGGCGCCCGGCGCGCUGCUGCCGCUGGCCAACCUGCGCCGGCUGUCGCUGCGGGGCGGCCGCCUGCCCGCGCUGGGGCCCGUGGCGGCGGCCGUGCGGCGCCUGCCGCGCCUGCGCCUGCUCGACCUCUGCGGCAACGGCCUGGCGGCGCUGGGCCCGGCGCCGCCGCUGCCGCCCUCGCUGCUGACGCUGCGCCUCUGCAACAACUCGCUGGCGGGGCUGGCCGGCGCCGCCCCGGGGCUGCUGCCGGCCCUGCGGGCGCUCGACCUCUCCUACAACAACAUCUCGGACGCGGCGCCCUUCGCCCGGCUCUGCCUGCGCAACCUCAGCCGGCUCUGGCUGGCCGGCAACCCGCUCGACGUCUUCCGGCUGCUGGAGGCGUCGGACGUGCCGCCGCGGAGCGUGGACCUCUCCGGGCUGCGCCUGGACGCGCCGGGGGUGGCCGAGCUGUGCGGGCGGCUGCGGGGCCCGCGGCUGCCGCGCCUGCGGCUGCGGCGCAACGGCCUCGCGGCGCUGCCGGACGGGGCGCUGGGCCGCUGCCCGCCCGCCGGCGCGCUCGACCUCUCCGGGAACCGGCUGCGGCGCCUGGGCUGCGUGGGGCGGCUGCUGGGGCCGGCGCAGCGGCGGGCGCUGCGGGCGCUGCUGGUGGAGCACAACCUGCUGCGCCGGCUGCCCUCCUGCCGGGAGGCCCCGCUCCUCCACCGCCUCCAAAACGUCUCGCUCCGCUUCAACCGCAUCCUGGUGGUGGGGCCGGGGGCCUUCGCCGACGCGCCGGGCCUGCGCUCGCUGCGCCUCGACGUCAACGGCCUGGCGCGGCUGCACCAGCGGGCGCUGCGGGGGCUGCGGGAGCUGCGCGAGCUGCGGCUCGACAACAACCUGCUGACCGACCUCUACCCCGGCUCCUUCGCCGACCUGAGCCGGCUGCGCACGCUCAACCUGCGCAACAACCGCGUCUCCGUGCUCUUCCCCGGCGCCUUCGCCGGGCUGCCGCGGCUGCAGACGCUCGACCUGGGCGGCAACAACCUGCGGCACCUGGCGGGCGCCGCGCUGCAGGGGCUGGGCGAGCUGCGCCGCCUCUACCUGGACCGCAACCGGCUGCAGGAGGUGAGCGCCGCGGCCUUCCGCCCGGUGCAGGCCUCCCUGGGCGUGCUGGACCUGCGCGCCAACGCGCUGCGGUACAUCACCCGCCGCCCGCGGCACCCGCCGCCCUUCCGGCACCUGCGGCGCCUCUACGACCUGAAGCUGCAGGCGCAGCAGCCCUACGGCCUGCGGAUCGUCCCCCACCGCUUCUUCCAGGGCCUGACCUCGCUGCGCUCCCUCUACCUGGCGCGGAACUGGCUGCUGGCCGUCCCCGCCGACGCCUUCGACGACCUGGCCCAGCUGCGCUACCUGACGCUGGCCGACAGCAGCGGCGGCAUGGGCGACCUGCCGCCCGGCGUCUUCAAGAACCUGAGCCGCCUGCGCAGCCUCGACCUGGAGAACGUGGGGCUGCGCAGCCUCGGCCCCGAGGUCUUCGGCAACCUCAGCCGGCUGGAGCGGCUGCGCCUGGCCAAGAACGAGCUGCGCACGCUGGACCGGCGCCUGGACGGGCGGCUGCCCGCCCUGCGCUACCUGGACCUGCGCAAGUGCCCGCUGAGCUGCGCCUGCGCCAACGCCUGGCUGCCGGCCUGGCUGGACCGCAGCCGCGUCCAGGUGGUCUACCUCUACAACUACAGCUGCGGCGGGGGCGGCGGGGGGCCGCCCGCCUACCUGCACGCCUUCGACACCCGCGUCUGCUUCCUGGACGUGGGGCUGUACCUGUUCGCCGGCACGGCGCCGGCCGUGCUGCUGCUGCUGGCGCUGCCGCUGCUGCACCACCGCGGGUACUGGCGCCUGCGGUACCAGCUGUACCUGCUGCGGGCCUGGGCCGGCGGGCGCUGGCGGCGGGAGCGGCGCCGCUACGCCUACGACACCUUCGUCUCCUACAACUCGGCCGACGAGGGGUGGGUGCUGGGCGAGCUGGUGCCGGAGCUGGAGCGCGGCGCGCUGCGCCUCUGCCUGCACCACCGCGACUUCAGCCCCGGCAGGGCCAUCGUCGACAACAUCGUCGACGCCGUCUACAACAGCCGCAAGACGGUGUGCGUGGUGAGCCGCAGCUACCUGCGCAGCGAGUGGUGCUCGCUGGAGAUCCAGCUGGCCAGCUACCGCCUCUUCGACGAGCUCCGCGACGUCCUGGUGCUCGUCUUCCUCGAGGCCAUCCCCGACGCCGAGCUCUCCGCCUACCACCGCAUGCGCCGCGUGCUGCUCAAGCGCACCUACCUGCGCUGGCCCCCCGAGCCCCCCGCCCGCCGCCUCUUCUGGGCCAAGCUCAAGCGCGCCCUGCGGAGCGGCUACGCCGAGGGCGACGAGGAGGAGGAGGAGGGCGGGGGGGAGCCGGAGGAAGGCUGCGGGGAGGGCGGCGAGUGGCCCCGCGGCGGCGACCUUCGCUCCCCGCCGUGAGCGGGACCCCCGGGGACAGCCCCCCCCCCACCCCCCACCCCAUCCACGGGCGAAGCCGGCGGGGCAGGGGGACGGCUCUGCCCCGGGCGCCCCAAACCCACCCGUGUCGUGUGUCGCCCCCCUCCCGCGCCGGGAAACGGCCCAGAAUGGGACUUUCUCGCCCCAAAACCACCAGCCGCGCUUCCCUGCCCGGCUCCUCCCGCCGCGGGGCCGGGGCGGCAUCGGGGGGGGGGGGUGUCCCUGGGGGGGUUUGGGGGUGCCCACAGGCAGCAGCAGUGACGCCACGGUUGGGUUGGGAGGAACAGCCUUUAUUGAGCCGUGGGGCGCCCCGGGAAUGGGGGGGGCCGCCCCGGGAAGGGUGGGGGGCGUGCCGGGAAGGCACAGCCCCGCGCAGGGGCACCCCCAGGGCGCGGGGCCGGGCAGGGGGGACGCGUCCUGCCCCGGCGCCCCCGAGGGGGGGAAGCAGGAGAGGGGCAGGCACCGCAGCGCCCGCAGCCAGCCCGGCUCCCCCCGGCACCCCGACUCCGGCGCGUCCCAGCCCCGCCGCCGGCGGCUCCCCGGGGGGGCCCCGCGCGCCAGCGGCGGCUGCCAGCGGCACGGGCCGGGGGUCGGGGGCGCCGGCGGCCGCCCGGGGCGGUGGGAGCCGUGCCGGUGGCGGCGGCAGCGCGACGCUCGGCGCUCGGCACGCGGCCGGCCCGACGCGAAGCCCAGCCGGCGCGAAGGCUCGGGACUCCACGCGUCGGGGGUCCGGGGGUCCGGGCUGGCCCCGCGGCACGCGGCCGGGCUCCGGGGGGGGAAGAGGGCCGCGAGGGAGCGGCGGGGCGGCCGGCGGCGCCGCGGCGGCACCGGGCCGAAGGCCGGCGGGGCGAUGGGCGGCCGGCGGCUCCAGCUGCAGCCCUCGCCGGCGUCCUCCCCGAACCCGCACGGCGCGAAGGGGGCACCCCCGCAGGUGCAGCCGGGGGGGGAGCCGGGCGGGGGUCCGCCGGGGGCCACGGACCCCCCGUGCCGGCGGGGAUCCCCCCA